AUGGACAACACAGAGGAAGUUAUAACGACCAUCUUUAUUGGUACAUUCGUUGCCACAUUUCUUCGCAAGACAAGUCGAGUUCUACAAGCUCUUGUGAUGUGCAAGGAAUGUUUGAUUCUGCUAAACAACAAAGCCCUGGCUAAAACAAAGGAAAUUGUUGACAUAGCAUACACAAGGAUAUACUUAUCAUUGUUUAAGACGUACUGCCUGCUUAACGAUCACACAAGUGGGAUAGAAUGUGGCAGGAAACUUUUGCACUUUCUGCGUGUAUGUGGGGAAAAAUCCAAGGAAGGCCAGGUAACCUGUAAACUGGCAAAAUUAUACCACCUUCAAAGUCAAUACAACGAGGCAAAAAGGCUUUAUAAGGAAGCACUCAGCAUCAUGGUAGAAAUAGGUGACAGGCAAAGGCAAUCCACGUGUUAUGAGAACCUGGGAACUGUUUAUGGAUCUCUCUGUGAAUAUGGAAAGGCUAAAACAUACUACAAGAACGCACUUGUGAUCAAAAAAGAAAUUGGUGACAAACAAGGAGAAGCGGUGUGUUAUGGAAACCUGGGAAAUGUGUAUGAACUUCUCUGUGAAUAUGGAAAGGCCGAAACAUGCUACAAGAGCGCACUUCUGGUCACAAAAGAAAUUGGAGACAAAAGAGGAGAAGCUACGUGUUAUGAGAAUCUGGGCACUGUGUAUGAAUCUCUCUGUGACUAUGGAAAGGCCGAAACAUACCAGAGAAACGCACUUGUGAUCAGAAAAGAAAUUGGUGACAAACAAGGAGAAGCGGUGUGUUAUGGAAACCUGGGGAAUGUGUAUGAAUCUCUCUGUGAAUAUAAAAAGGCCGAAACAUACCACAAGAGCGCACUUCUGAUCACAAAGGAAAUUGGUGACAAGAAAGGAGAAGGUACGUGUUAUGGGAACCUGGGAAAUGUGUAUCAAUCUCUCGGUGAAUAUGGAAAGGCCGAAAGAUACUACAAGAACGCACUUGUGAUCAGGAAAGAAAUUGGUGACAAAAGAGGAGAAGCGAUGUGUUAUGGGAACCUGGGAACUGUGUAUGAAUCUCUCAGUGAAUAUGGAAAGGCCGAAAUAUACCAGCAGAAGGCACUUGUGAUCAGAAAAGAAAUUGGUGACAAACAAGGAGAAGCGGCAUGUUAUGGGAACCUGGGAACGGUGUAUAACUCUCUCGGUGAAUAUGGAAAGGCCAAAAAAUACCAGAUGAACGCACUUGCCAUCAGAAAAGAAAUCGGUGACAAAAAAGGAGAAGCUGUGUCUUAUGGGAACCUGGGAACUGUGUAUGCAUUUCUCGGUGAAUAUGGAAAGGCCAAAAUAUACCAGGAGAACGCACUUGUGAUCAGAAAAGAAAUUGGUGACAAAAGAGGAGAAGCUGCGUGUUAUGGGAACCUGGGAAAUGUGUAUAACUCUGUCGGUGAGUAUGGAAAGGCCGAAACAUACCAGAUGAACGCACUUGUCAUCAGAAAAGAAAUCGGUGACAAACAAGGAGAAUCGUUGUGUUAUGGGAGCCUGGGAAAUGUGUAUAAAUCUCUCGGUAAAUAUGCUGAGGCUAAAGAGUAUCACAAGAGAGCACUUGCCAUUAGCAGAGAGAUAAGUUACUUAGCUGGAGAGACAGAAUCGCACCUCUGCCUUGCACGCGAUGCCAUAUUAGAAAAUAAUCUUGAUGAUGCUUUGUCGAAUCUCCAGGCAAGCAUUAACGAGAACGAGAAAAUGCGAGCUUUUCUUGGACGUAAUGACCAAUUUAAGGUAUCCUUGUUAGACAAGCGCAGUGGUUCCUAUCAAUUACUCAGCGCAAUGUAUUGUCUUAUGGGAAAUGCAAAAGAAGCUCUUUGUGUUCUAGAGCUUGAACGAGGCAGAGCUCUGGCAGACUUAAUCUUAGGUCAGUAUUCUGCUGAACAACAAAUUUCAGUCAAUCCGCUGUCAUGGCCUGAUAUUGAAAGGAUCGUGAAAAACGAAAUUGACUGUAACUUUCUCUACAUUUCAUAUUUUUGUAAAUAUAUGUUUUUGUGGGUCCUUAAAGGGAACAAGCCAACACUUUUCCGUAAAGUAGACGUCAACGAAUGUUUUGAUAAAAAGGGAUUGGAAAGACAAGUUCACGAAGUUUUCAGUGAGAAAACCUUCAGGCAAUGCGGAGAUCGAUCACUGUUUUUUCUAAAAGCCGACGACUCAACACAUAAAGCAUCGGGGGAAGUGAGCUCGGCAGGUUUUCGCCUAUUGGAGACCGAGGAAGAAGAAGAAGAAAGACAACCCGUUCCCAGCGUAGCCGAGUGUUACCAAAUGAUCAUCGCUCCAGUGGCUAAAUUUCUUGACGAACCUGAACUGGUGAUUGUUCCUCAUCGCUCUUUGUUCAAAGUUCCAUUCGCGGCGUUAAAGGAAGAAGGUGAGAAAUACCUGUCACAGACUUACAGGAUCCGCAUUAUUCCUUCUUUUUCGACUCUUGGACUCAUCCAGGACAGUCCAGCAGAUUAUCACAGUCAGACCGGGGCACUGAUAGUAGGCGAUCCGGACGUUGGGGACGUGCUUUACAAGGGACGCAUACAAAACCUUUUUCGCAUGCCCUCUGCAAGAAAGGAAGCGGAGAUGAUAGCAGAACUACUCGGAGCUGAGCCUUUGUUAGAUGAGCGAGCAACUAAGCAGGUGGUUCUUCAGAGGAUACCUUCUGUAAGUCUGAUUCAUUUUGCUGCUCAUGGUCAUGCCGAAAGAGGAGAAAUUGUCCUCGCCCCUGAACGCCCCACUAACGCGACUCCAUGCGAGAAAGACUACCUAUUGACGGUGAAUGACAUUUCACAAAUUCAACUGCGUGCCAAACUUGUAGUACUCAGCUGUUGUUACGGUGCUCAAGGACAGGUUAGAGCUGAGGGAAUUAUUGGAAUCGCUCGGGCUUUCCUAGGAUCCGGUGCACGCUCAGUAUUGGCUUCCCUGUGGCCCAUACCAGACAAAGCAACAGAACAGUUAAUGAGUCGUUUCUACAAACACCUUGUUCGUGGGGAAAGUGCCAGUGAGUCUCUUCACCAGGCCAUGAAGUGGAUGAGAAGUAACGGCUAUCAUGACUUGGGGAACUGGGCGCCUUUUAUGCUGAUUGGAGAUAACGUGAAGUUUGAUUUCGGAAAGUAA
This is a messenger RNA of Porites lobata, 3114 nucleotides long. Lineage: Eukaryota; Metazoa; Cnidaria; Anthozoa; Scleractinia; Poritidae. The record is from the annotation of a GenBank genome assembly.